GGCGGUGGCGGAGGCUCUAGCCCGAGGCCUCGGCGGCGCCCUUGCGCCGCACCGCAGCCAUGGCCCUGGUGACCCUGCAGCGCUCGCCCACGCCCAGCGCCGCCUCCUCCUCGGCCAGCAACAGCGAGUUGGAGGCUGGCAGCGAUGAAGAGCGAAAGGUAAACCUCAGCUUAAGUGAGAGCUUUUUCAUGGUGAAAGGAGCAGCCCUCUUCUUACAGCAGGGAAACAGCCCUCAAAGCCAGCGAAGUCUUCAGCAUCCCCACAAGCAUGCAGGUGACUUGCCCCAACAUCUUCAAGUAAUGAUCAACCUUCUGCGUUGUGAAGAUCGGAUCAAGCUGGCCGUGCGUUUGGAGAGCGCCUGGGCGGAGCGGGCCCGGUACAUGGUGGUGGUGGAUAGCAGCGGGCGCCAGGACACAGAGGAGAGCAUCUUGCUGGGAGUCGACUUUUCCAGUAAGGAAAGUAAAAGCUGCACCAUCGGGAUGGUUCUCCGGCUGUGGAGCGACACUAAAAUCCACCUUGAUGGAGACGGGGGCUUCAGCGUCAGCACAGCAGGACGAAUGCACAUCUUUAAGCCUGUAUCCGUCCAGGCCAUGUGGUCUGCCCUGCAGGUCCUUCACAAGGCCUGCGAAGUGGCGCGCAGACACAACUACUUCCCCGGCGGUGUGGCGCUCGUCUGGGCCACAUACUACGAGAGCUGCAUCAGCUCAGAUCAGAGCUGCAUCAACGAGUGGAACGCCAUGCAGGACCUAGAGUCCACGCGGCCCGACUCCCCGGCCCUAUUUGUGGACAAGCCAACCGAAGGGGAAAGGACUGAGCGCGUCAUCAGGGCCAAGCUCCGCAGCAUCAUGAUGAGCCGGGAUCUAGAAAACGUGACCUCGAAAGAAAUCCGUAAUGAAUUAGAGACGCAGAUGAACUGUAACUUGAAAGAAUUCAAGGAAUUCAUAGACAAUGAGAUGCUCCUUAUCUUGGGACAGAUGGACAAGCCCUCCCUCAUCUUCGACCACCUUUAUCUCGGCUCUGAAUGGAAUGCAUCCAAUCUGGAGGAACUGCAGGGCUCAGGUGUGGACUACAUUCUAAAUGUCACCAGGGAAAUAGAUAAUUUUUUUCCUGGCUUAUUUGCAUAUCAUAACAUCCGAGUCUAUGAUGAAGAGACAACAGACCUUCUUGCCCACUGGAACGAAGCGUACCAUUUCAUAAACAAAGCAAAGAAGAACCGUUCCAAGUGCCUGGUACAUUGCAAAAUGGGUGUCAGCCGAUCUGCCUCCACGGUCAUAGCCUAUGCAAUGAAGGAAUUUGGCUGGCCUCUGGAAAAAGCAUACAACUACGUGAAGCAGAAGCGCAGCAUUACACGGCCCAACGCAGGUUUCAUGAGACAGCUGUCUGAGUAUGAAGGCAUCUUGGACGCGAGCAAACAACGGCACAACAAGUUGUGGCGCCAGCAGAGCGAGACCUGCCUCCAGCAGCCGGCGGAUGGCCCAGCAGGGUCUGGGGACUUUUUGCCGGAGACUUUGGACGGCGCCCCGGAGGCCCAGCUGCCCUGCCUGGACGAUGCUGCCCAGCCCGGCUUCCCAGACAGUGGCGCUCCAGGGGGACCCACUCUCCCCUGCUGCUUCCGGCGGCUCUCAGACCCCCUCCUGCAUUCCCCCAGCGACGAAACUGGCAGCCUGGUCCACCUGGAGGAUCUGGAGAGGGAUGCCCUUUUGGAGGAACCAGCCGAGCCAGCUGAGGCACACACACCAGCCAGACAUCCCCAGGAAGCUUCUGGACUCUGCGAGAAGGAAGUGAAGAAGAAGCUGGAGUUUGGGAGCCCCAAGGUCCUGAGUGGCUCCUCGCCGCAGGUAGAGGAGAUGGAAGGGGAGGAGGUCUCAGGAGCAGGGCAGUGGGGACGGCCCCCACCCCAGCUCGAGAAAAGCCUGCUCAACCGGGAGAACCUUAACAACAACAACAGCAAGAGGAGCUGCCCGGAGGACUUCGAGCACGAUGCUAUAUUUGGGAUCCUUAACAAGGUGAAGCCUUCCUACAAGUCCUGUGCUGACUGCGUGUACCCUAUAGCCAGCGGGGCUCCCGAGGCCUUCAGGGAGCGGGGUGAGAACCCCGGAGCUCCUGCCAUCUGUACCCAGCCAACCUUCCUGCCGCACCUCACAUCCUCCCCUGUGGCCCACACAUCCAGCAGGUCCCGAGCUUUAGAGAAACUGGCCUCUGGCCCCAGCGAAAGUCCCCCAUUCCUACCACCAGCAGGCUCAAGGAAGUCAGACAUCGGUGGCUCCGGGGCCGCAGCUGCCCCAGAACUACCAGCUAGCCUUCUGGAACCUUCCAGAGAAACCCAAAAAGUCCUGCCAAAGUCCCUCCUUUUGAAGAAUUCUCACUGUGAUAAGAAUCCUCCAAGCAUGGACGUAGUGAAGGAUGACUCACCACCCAAGAAAGACCCGAAACCGGCCAAGGACCUGCGGCUUCUGUUCAGCAAAGAAGCCGAGAAGCCGACAAGCAACAGCUACCUGAUGCAACACCAGGAAUCCAUCAUUCAGCUGCAGAAGGCGGGCUUGGUCCGAAAGCACACCAAAGAACUGGAGAGGCUGAAGGGCACGCCCGCAGACCCUGUGUCUCCCUGCAGGGAUGGCCCCGCCAGCAGGCUAGAAGCCAGCAUCCCCGAGGAGAACCCUGAUCUGGCUCCUGUCCCUCCGCUGGGGCCCCCAGCUCUGCCCAGCCUCUCGGGGAGUGAUGAGAAGUCAGAGGCCAUCCCCACUCCGUUUGAAGUCGCCCCACCCAAGAGCCCCGGUCCCUUCCUCUGCCGCCUGGAUCACACCAGUCACUUCUCAAAAGACUUCCUGAAGACCAUCUGCUACACCCCCACGUCGUCCUCCAUGAGCUCCAACCUGACGCGGAGCUCCAGCAGCGACAGCAUCCACAGCGUCCGAGGCAAGCCGGGCCUGGUGAAGCAGCGGACGCAGGAGAUCGAGACCCGGCUCCGGCUGGCGGGCCUCACUGUCUCAUCCCCACUGAAACGCUCACACUCUCUGGCCAAGCUCGGAAGUCUCAACUUCUCAACAGAGGACCUGUCCAGUGAGCCCGACGCGUCCACCCUCACCGACUCCCGGGACGCCCAGUGGAGCGAGUCUUCCUUCUUGCGUGAGUCCCAGGCAGUCCCAAGGAACCCAGCUGCGACCUCUCGGCCAUCAGGGAAACCUGCUUCAGAACACUUGAGAAGUCCCUCGUGGACAAGCAGAAGCUGACCGGCCUCUUGCUGUAUUUACUCGGACGUGCGUUUCCACCGGUCCCUCCCUGUGUCUCACUGUGGGUUUCGACUGUGAUGUCUCCUAAACAAGUGACAUUCUAACUCUUCCCACUCUCGCUGCAGAGAGGAGGAGAGGAAAAAGAAGAACCCAGCACAAGGAGAAGGGGGGGUGCCAGUCAGGUGGCCCAGGAGAACCAGAAGCCAUCGGCCAGUAGAUAUAGAACUCUGCUCCCCAAGCCCUGUGUUUUCAGGAAGAAUCCUGUUUUUAAAAAGAGCAUACACAGACAUGCACACACUCCCCGAACACUGCGUGUGCAUCGUGAAGGCUCCACGAUCACGGCGCACAUUCCUAGCUCAUUCAGGCCCUCACAGGGAAGUCCUUGGAUGGCAGUAUGAAGUCCUACCUCUGUUCUUGCUGUGCUUUUUAUUUUUUAAAAUAUAGUCGUGACCAAGGCUCUUUCCAGGGAAUAAUGCUGUGUCAGAAAAGGUUUUUCCAAAAGAGAUUUUUUUUUAAUUCUUAUUUUUUCGCUGGGGACCCCCAGAAAAGUCCUAAGUUGACUACGUGCAACACCGCUAGGUAAAGUCAGAACAGGCUGUCGAAUGCUGUUGUUGGACCGACCCUGUGGUGCGUGGAGAUGUUCGGUGCAGCUGAGUUCCUUGUCCUGGUGUGUGGUCCCAGCAGAGUGGCGUGCGUCCGGCCAGUACUGGGGUGAGGAGGGGAUGUGUAUAUGUGACGUCCUCAGUCAUUGCUAAUGGUCACGUGUAAGUUGCCCCCAGUCUGCGGAGAAGGACCCAGGAGCAUCACUGUGUCUCCUCUGCUGCUCAACCCGAUGUGGUUGCCUUGAGGCACUGAGAAAGCUCAAGUGUGUGUGGCGGGGGUGGUGGGUCUGAGACGGGGAUUGUCCUGCCACGAGCACUUGGGCCCAUGAGGUUACAGGAACAGGUUCAGGGAGGAAAGGGGGCUCUAAGCAGUCGUGAGCUGCUCUGCCGGCCCCUCUCUCGGAAUAGCCCUGCCACAGCUUCUCAGAGAAAUGAGACCAUUGAAAAGCUUCAUAGAUGUUUACAGUCACCGCUUCCUUUGAUGAGGUACUGCUCCGUCUCUCUCGCCCUUCCUGGCAGUGAGGACAGAGUGGAAGAGGGCUCUGUACUCCUGGCCGGGGCUCUGGGGGGCCCCUUUCAGAAUCAGGUGAGCUGCACCCAUCACAUAGCCACGGGAUGCGGGCGUGGAUGGAGGGAGUCCGCUGGUGUUGGUCAGUAAGACAGGCUGUUGAAAGUAUUUUGGAGAGAGAGUGAGAAAAAUAAAAGAUGCUUGGUAGUAAGACAGAAAGGUUUCAUCCAGGGAGUCCGCAAACUCUGGUAACAGACCCUUGAGCUAAGAAGCUUUUAUAUUUUUAAGGGCUUGUUAAAAACAACAAUCUAAUAUGCAGCAGGGACCAUGUAGCCUACAGGCUGAGAUACUCCCGAUCCAGUCCUUUAGAGAAAAGGUUCGCUGACUCUUGGUUCCACAACACAGGGCUGCCCAGGGCCCUCCAGAAAGAAACUGCCAAAUUCGAAGGCCUGCCCUGCCCCUUGGACACCUCAGGCCCAGGCCUUGUCUUCUCCUGACCCAGACCUUGCCCGCCCAACCCCCAUGUGCUGUCCCUCAGGGUAGGGGUUGGCCCGGAGGUGCUGGCCCAUAGUUGCCCAAAGUAUGGUGUGCACUCAGCCAUCCGCUGAAUUUAUUCAGUCAAACUAGAAGCCUUUGGCGCUGACCACUCUCCGAAAGUGGCUGAAGGAGCUGCCAUCUUGGAUCUUACAGUGGUCAGAUCUGGGUUAGGGUUAGGGCAGCACAGGCAGAGUUUUCAGGAACGAGGGCAGAUGGGGGCGGGGGGGGGGGGGAGGUCCACAUUUCAGCUAGUGGGUGGAGUUUGUGCAGAAACACCCUCUCCAGGAAUUUUUCCUCCCCCAUGUUGUUGAUUUUUGUUUUGUUUUGUUUUUUAAAUCAUAAUGUUAUUUGAUAGGAAUUUGUUUUCCCACCCCUGUCAUUCAAAAUCACCUUAAAGGGUGAUUAUCUACUUCCUAGAAUCCCUGUUGGGUUCCCCUCCCGCUCCCUGCCCCCGGCCAAAAGAAAGAUUAUUCUCAAAAAACAUACGGAGUUCAGUAUAUGUUUUGCCAAAUGAAACUUCGCAUUGUGGCUCCAUUUUUUGUCAAACGAUCCUUUAGAUUUGAUGCUUGACAGGCUUACGUUGCUCUUCUAACCUCAUGUGUCUGGUGUGUGGGAACAAUAUAUUUUUGCAAACUUUAAUUUUGAAAGCGUAGAAGGAGAACUACAAAUCUGAGCAAGUCUUUGGCUUUUGGCGACCCUGUUGUUUGCACAAGCACGGCUUGUAUGUCAGGUCUACACAGACCAGGGCCCAGGGCCCCAUCAUCAAAGCUAAAUGGGGGUGUUCUUGAUUGGAUGGCUAGCACUCUGGCCCGGAGGAAAGGAUACGGACUUUUCUCCAAGACCCACAUCACCAAGAGCGCUCUUCCAGGCUCAGGGGCACCCUGGCAAACAGACUCACGCUGACCUUUGAAAAGAAAGCCUGUGCUGUAAGCUAUGCUGCAUCUGGACCAGCGUUCCGUCGGCCUGGGAUCUUGCUGAUGGUGAACAUGCUGAACGUGGGAGGUCCACGCGGGAGGCAGGGAGUUUCUGCUUUGAAAGUCAUUGAUCCUGAUGACCACCAUCUUCAGGGAAUGUCCUUGUUAAAAUAGAGAACGGGAGUUUUCGAGAUCCGCCGGAUGAUCUCCCUGAGUCUUGAACUGCCUCUCUUGUACAGCCUCACCUCUGUCUCGCUCACUUGUAACUCAUGCGACAUGCUGCAAGUUAGACUCAACUUCCCUAGAUCUGCAACUUGCUUCAGUCCAGGUGGGGUGGGGGCUGCUGCUUGUCAAGCUUUGUUACGUGUGAGGGGGAACCUGGAUCUGGGGAGAGGAGGAACCACACUGCCCUCUGAUCAUGAUUCAAUAAUGCCCAAUCCGGUUUCUUUGCCUUGGAGCUACUUUUGGGGGUCAGAGUGAUGCUGAUCAUCACAAGGCUUCUUGCUCUUGGCAUUCCCUGUUUCUUUGAUCUCUUCGAGAGGGACCCAUGCUGACCUCUGGGUGCCGAACUGCGCGCUCCUGGGCAGUGACACCCAUUUGUCAUGUGUGAGAUCAUUCACCAGCUGCUCACGGUGGCCGCACCGUCCAGCCUUCCCUUCUGUUUCCCCCCACCCCUCUAGCCAAAAACCAUUCCAUCUCAUUCUAAAGUCUUUUCUCUCCUGCAUAAGCCCAGAGGAUGAUACAGGGUGGAGCCAAAGUCGCAAUAGAAUUAGCAUCUUGAGGCCGGCCCUGUCCUUGGGCGCUCUUGUCUCCACGCGGGCCAGAACCCAAAAGAUUCAGGACUCCCCCUCCUCCCCUGGGGCCAUUUCUCCCCAGUGAGAAGAAGUGAUGCAUCAUUUAGGCAAGGUCACACAAACGACUUUACCCAGGGUGUCUGAAGAAAGACGUGCUCUCUGUUGACCAGAAACGCUUUGUUCCGGAAUCCACCCAGACCCAGUGAGGGCAACCACGUGACCUCUGGCAGGAGAGCUAGGCAGGCCAAGGAAUUUGUGAUGCUGGGCACAGUGAGGGUGCACCUGCCCCGCUCCCAUCCUGCAGGCUCUUGCCAACGCUGCAUGCCAAACAAAGGGAGUUGGCUGACACCCCCUCCCCAUGCUCACUACUUGGUCUUUUCAUUGUGUGCCCUGCAGCUGAACACCUAUAUAUAUGAACUCCCUCUGCAUACAUAUACGCAUAUAUAUAUGCACAUAUAUAUAUGCAACUUGAAGCAGACCAUCUCACGGGCCACUUUUCUCCCAUCGACACACACACUGUGUCCCCCGAGUGCAAAGUGGAUCACCUUGAACAAUACAGAGUGGGGCCAUGUGCAGCAAUACUCUCCAUAGACCUGGACAUUGACCAUCACCACCCCCAACACACACACCCUUUUGUCUAGCCCCGGGCCCCGGCUUCAGUCCAUCUCUGCCACAGGAGUCUUGACAACCAGCCCUCCAGCCCCUUUGCUGUCCUUUGUGUUGGCCUUGCUGCACAAGAAGGUGGGCUGCUUCCUCCCUCCUUUUUCCGACACUGUAAUUAUUGUUUUACAAUUGAGUGCCUUAAUAAUAGUUUACAAAUACUGUGUAUUUAUGGGAAACUGGUAAGCUCGCACCUUCUGUGAUUGGGCCUUUGCCUUGGCGAUGGUGGUUGGCGUGAGGGCUGGAGCUUGCCCUACCCCAUGCUUGUGUUCAUCUGCUGUGCAGUCCUAUGCAGGGAGUGGGGGGGUCCUCCCCACCCCACCACUGUCUCAGGAGCAUUGGUGGUUCCUGCAGGUGAGGCUGGCGCUUGCUCACUGUGUGUCCCACAGUAGCAAGGAAAGCACAGAAUUUGGUUCGCUAGCCAGCCAGGGGGUGGCACCGUCCCCCUUCCCCCCCAUUGCACAAUUGUGCUCUUUAAAUAGAGAAGUGUUACCACCUAGGCCUCCCUGUGUUUCCUCCUCUGCUGGUGUCCUGAGCUCGCUGCCACCAAAUGUGGGGACGGACACCAGCCCCGGCGAAAGGAGGAGCUAAGAUAAGUUCUCUGGUUUUCAGAAGCUGCCAGUGGGUUCCAGUGUGUUGCGUUAAGAUAUUGAUGAUUUUUUUUAUUCUAUUUUUCUUCGUGGUUUUUUUUUUACAUUAUAUAUUUAAAAGGCAGUAUCUUUUGUACUGUGAAUUUGCAGUAGAAGAUGCAUAAUGCACUUUUUUUUUUUACUUCUGUUGGUGUGUACUGUAAUAGUCUGUGUGCUUCUUGUGAUGAAAAUAAACUUGUUCUUUAUAAACGUC
Neogale vison (American mink) is the source of this 8088-nucleotide messenger RNA. It is a transcript of the gene SSH1, whose product is annotated as slingshot protein phosphatase 1. Lineage: Eukaryota; Metazoa; Chordata; Mammalia; Carnivora; Mustelidae. The transcript has 15 exons. The record is from RefSeq and is a predicted model, not a curated record. Gene Ontology annotation, biological process: actin cytoskeleton organization; protein dephosphorylation; negative regulation of actin filament polymerization. Gene Ontology annotation, cellular component: cytoplasm. The coding region runs from base 60 to 3230 and encodes 1056 amino acids. Gene Ontology annotation, molecular function: actin binding; protein tyrosine/serine/threonine phosphatase activity.